Molecule: messenger RNA, 3031 nt
Organism: Poecilia reticulata (guppy)
Lineage: Eukaryota; Metazoa; Chordata; Actinopteri; Cyprinodontiformes; Poeciliidae
Gene: tpbg1a
Product: trophoblast glycoprotein 1a
Biological process (GO): negative regulation of canonical Wnt signaling pathway
Cellular component (GO): plasma membrane
Molecular function (GO): protein binding
Source: RefSeq, a predicted model, not a curated record
GUAAUAUGCCACAGGGGAGCGGCGAGAUGCAUUUUUCAUGAGCGACAGUGAUGAAUCCGUUUCUGCGGCGCCUAAUGUUGACUCCGGUGAUGAAUCGCUAUGAGAUGGAUUUGAAAUCUUAAUGCUGAAUGUUCUCAUCAGUUUUUUUUUGUGAAUGAGAUGUGAGUCGCUACCAAAGAUAGAAUGAUGUGGGUGGCUAAAAAAACAGCAACUUGGGAGUGUCCUCGUUUGAAUUUGUCUAAAUUAUUUAUUCAUUUAUUUGCAAGCAAAUACUAAAUGCUCUCUUAACUUUGCAACCUGGAAUGUCGCUGGAGUAAGACUCAGGACUAUGAACAGAUCUGCUUUGAAAGCUGUCUACCUACUGAUUAAUAAUUGUGUAUAUAUUUUUUUGUAUGUUUAGCAAGUAAUUGUUGAUAUUCUUCCACUGUGUCCUCUAUCAGACGGUGGUGUAGGUCAGUGGCUGUGGGCGCUCUAAUCUAAUCGUCCCCUGUACCUUUAAGGGAACCACAUACCUUUUUUUAGCAAGCAGAUUCAGUUCGAUAGGAGCAACCAUCAAUUUGUGGGAACCCUUAUUCCCACAGUGAAGCAGAUGAGACGGCACUACUGCUGGAACAAGCAGCCUUUGCCACUAACUCGGCGUUAGAAGGAACAGGUCGCAUUUUUCUCUGCUGUCAUUUUCAUCUGCAACUUCUUUGUUUCCAACUCUGCAGACAUGUGCAUUUUGGCAGCUUCUGUUUUUCUAGGAGUUCUUCUUUUACUUGCACCCUCGCAGUGCUUGGCGUGUCCUUUUGGCUGUGAAUGUUUUGCAGUCACCCACACGGUGAAGUGUUUCUCUAAGGAUCUGCUCGUAGUGCCACAAAACAUUCCAGGAUAUACCCGGAGUGUCGUCAUCACAGGGAAUAACAUACAUCAAGUUGGACCAGAUUCGUUUACAGAACUGCAGAAUGUCACUAACGUCAUUUUAAGCAAUAACAGGAUCACAGAGUUGGCCUCCCACACCUUUGCCGGUCUCACCAGUCUGCGCUCCUUGGACCUCAGUGGUAACCAGCUGGCGUUAAUCCACCCAGAGGCGCUCAGCAUACCUGGAAGCCCCCUUCAGGAGCUCAACCUGAGCCGCUCGCUGCACAACUUCACCGCCCUGACCGACCUGGCCACGGCUCUCCGCUGGGGCGGACUCUGGGGGCUACGCCGCCUCGACCUUUCCGGAAACCUCCUGGCCCUUCUCCCGCCUGGGAUGUUCUCCCACGUUCCCAGUUUGCAGCAGCUCUUGCUCAGGAACAACUCCUUGGUGGCUGUCUAUGCGGGGACCUUUUCCGGCAUGGACCAUCUGGAGACCCUGGACCUGACGCACAACGACUUUGAGGCGUUCAGGGUCGACGCACUUCAAGAACUAGAGAGACUCGGCAAUGCUCAGAUCUUUCUCGGUAACAACCCGUACUCCUGCUCCUGUGAGAGCCGGGACUUUGUGACCUGGCUGAAUAAAACCAGAGCCCGGGUGGAUGCUGACGCUGUCAGAUGUGCAUCACCGGAGGCGUUAGCCGACACCCGGCUGCAAGGGCUCACCGUCCAGGCCAUUGGUUGUGUAGUUCCGGUCCUGGCUGAGGUGGCUGACCUCACCUUACAGACGUCGUAUGUUUUCCUGGGGCUGGUGCUGGGCUUUGUCGGCAUGGUUUUUCUCUUUGUGCUCUACCUGAAUCGAAACGGCAUGAAGAAGUGGAUCAUAGAAACGAGGGACGCGUGCCGAGACGUUCUGGAGGGCUAUCACUACCGGUACGAGAUAGACUCUGACCCUCGGUUGGGUCACAUCGCGGCCGGCGGUAGCAGGUCACAAAGGCAUUUGGGACAAGCGCCGUCCCAACAGCUGCCAAAUGACACGUGUAUAGACCAAGCCCUGACAGAAACACAAGUCAAACCAGUGGCAAACUCCCCUCCUGUAAACUCCUGAUCUUGGAGUUUCAUUGAAGGAAUGAAAGAUACAAGUGCAUUUUUUUAUUAUUAAUUAGGAUAUCAUCCAAUGAUUUAUUUAGUUUGCAAAUUCAGUUCAAAAAGUAAAAGUCACAUUCACUGCCAAGAGUGAAAUGUGUCGAGGAUUUAUUUGUUUAAUUUUUUAUAAUUAUGAAAAAUAUUGACGGGUUUCCACAAUCAGCAUGAACUACAGAAAGGUCACAGCAAGAGAAGAUGGCUGCUUUGUCCUAGCAUGUCAAAAUGUGGAGAAGCAACGGGGAUAACAAGCAGCACUCUUUUUCGUUAAAAAAAAGAAAGUACAUUUUAUAUUUCAUUUGAAAAUCAAGGUCCCAGAAGGAAGGAGAGGAGAGGAUUGCUGCAUUGUUUCAAUAAUUCAUGCAAAAGGAGCCCCAACAUAGAGUGGAUACAGUACACGAAGAAUCUUUAUGAAGCCAAGAUUUCUGAAUAAAAAAAUUAUUUUUUUCAUUAAUGUGAUGUAAUUUUCCAAUUUUCUGAGAAAUUGACUUUUGGGUUUUAACUAGCUAUAAAUCAUAAUCAUCAAAAUUAAAAUAAAUAGGUGGUUGAAAUCUACCACUGGGUGUGUAAAAUACCUGUAGAGUUGCACUCUUUCAGUUAAAUUAUUAAAGUAACCUAAAAAAUAUAGAGAGAGGUGUACUUUUAGAAUCUCAGAAUAUUUAUACUUGCUGUGUAUACUUUAAACUUCACCGUAAAAAGUGCCUUUGUGUUUUCUUAGGCACGUGAAAAUAAUCUGCAAAUAGUUUUCUGCUUUUUAGAUAAACGCUCCUGGUUUUGGUCAUCGUUUAUUAGUUAGUCUUAGCAUCAUAACUCCACACAUUUGGAAACUCCACUACUGAUAGCGUUGAUGGCAGCUCAGAAGCAAAGAGAAUGCAUGAAAAAGCAUAAAGUAUUAAAAUAUGUCUUGUAUUAAUACUGUUGCAAAGUUUCGAAGCAAAAAGUCCUCGGAUGACAUAUUUUGUUGCAUUUGUCUUUGUUGCUUCACGCGUAGCACAACAUGUUAUAUGAAUCACAUAUUUCUGUUCCAAAUAAAACAUUUGUUUAAUUUCUA